AUGACAACCACCGUCCUGAUCACCGGCGCCAACCGCGGCCUCGGCCAGGGCCUCCUCAAGCUCUUCCUCCAGAAACCCAACCACGUUCUCCGCAACCCCAACCACCCCACCGCCCAAGCCCUCCCCACCCUCCCACGGGACCCGACCACCCACCUCAUCAUAACCCCCUACGACGCCAGCCUCGACUCCUCCGCCCAAACCGCCGUCCAGAACCUCACGCGCGCACACGGGAUCACCCACCUCGACAUCGUGGUCGCCAACGCAGGCAUCGCCAAAUCCUACCCGCUCGUCAAGGACGUCCAACUGCCCGAAAUCCGCGAGCAUGUCAAGACCAACGUCCUGAGCGUGGUGGCGCUCUACCAGGCCACGCGGGAGUUACUGGAAAAGUCCACGUCCACGUCCACGUCCACGUCCACGUCCAAGCCGGUGUUUGCGAUCAUGGGGUCUGGGGCUGGGGCUUUGGGCCGCCAGCCGCCCGUGCCCAGCGCCAUGUACGGCGCCUCCAAGGCGAUGGUGAACUGGUACGGGGUGCGCAUCAACGCCGAGGACGCGUGGCUCAACGCCUUCGUGCUGGAUCCGGGCUGGGUGCAGACGGAUAUGGGCAAUGCGGCGGCGCAGGGGUGGGGGAUGGAGGCCGCGCCGACGAGCGUUGAGGAGUCGGUGGGGGGGAUGUUGGAGGUUCUGACCACUGGGACGAAGGAGCGGGUGGGUGGGAAGGUGGUGCUGUAUACUGGCGAGGUGCAGGAGUGGUAGCUGUGGUUUGACUGGUUGGAAGGGUCGCGUGGCAUGUUAGGGCUUUGUUUCUUCUUUCUGUGUGUUUUUGUAUUUCUGGGGGGGUCAGGAUGGUAGGGUCGAGCGUGAGUACGCUGAGUGGGUAGGGAAUUGUUUUCUCAAUGCAUCAGAUUGGAGAAUAGAUAUUGCCUGCAAGA
This is a messenger RNA of Aspergillus aculeatinus CBS 121060, 929 nucleotides long. Its product is annotated as NAD(P)-binding protein. The record is from RefSeq and is a predicted model, not a curated record. Bases 1 to 753 code for a protein of 250 amino acids. The transcript has 3 exons. NCBI's taxonomy places the organism in Eukaryota, Fungi, Ascomycota, Eurotiomycetes, Eurotiales, Aspergillaceae.